Molecule: messenger RNA, 429 nt
Organism: Microthlaspi erraticum
Lineage: Eukaryota; Viridiplantae; Streptophyta; Magnoliopsida; Brassicales; Brassicaceae
Source: the annotation of a GenBank genome assembly
AUGAUCCGAUUCAUAUUACUGCAGAACAGACAAGGGAAGACUCGUCUUGCCAAGUACUACGUUCCUCUCGAGGAAUCAGAGAAACACAAGGUCGAAUACGAGGUCCAUAGGUUAGUGGUGAAUCGCGACGCCAAAUUCACCAACUUCGUUGAGUUUAGAACACAUAAGGUGAUAUACAGGCGCUACGCUGGAUUGUUCUUCUCCGUGUGCGUCGAUAUAACGGACAACGAGUUAGCUUACCUCGAGAGUAUCCAUCUGUUUGUGGAGAUAUUGGAUCAUUUCUUCAGCAAUGUCUGUGAGCUUGAUUUGGUGUUUAAUUUCCACAAGGUGUACUUGAUUCUCGAUGAGUUUAUUCUUGCUGGGGAGCUUCAAGAAACAAGCAAAAGGGCGAUCAUUGAAAGGAUGUCAGAACUCGAGAAGCUAGAGUGA